Messenger RNA from Ceratotherium simum simum (southern white rhinoceros), 2215 nucleotides. RefSeq names its product coiled-coil domain containing 81 (gene CCDC81). NCBI's taxonomy places the organism in Eukaryota, Metazoa, Chordata, Mammalia, Perissodactyla, Rhinocerotidae. Gene Ontology annotation, cellular component: microtubule organizing center. The record is from RefSeq and is a predicted model, not a curated record.
UCUGGGCAGAGGGGGCUGGAGGGUGGGAAGAUCACUUCUGUACAAACUCCGUAUAAAGAAGGAAGAAAAGAGACCCAUUGAGGACCCAGCACCGAGCCGACGGGGGACUGGAGAUGUUGGACACCAUCGCCCCUUCAGUGCAGGACCUGGGCAGGCAGGUGCUGCCCACACUGCCCUCGCUGAGUCAGGAGGAAGUCUCUACUAUCUGGGGGAAUGUGUCAGAAUUUGUGGAACGGCAGCUGUCCCUACAUAAGGGGGUUCAGAUUCCAGGACUUGGAACUUUUACUUUCAUGAGACAAAAGCUGGAAGUGGGAAACAAGAAGUUUAUCCUAAUUCAGAGGCCCAUAUUUAUCAUGGCAGAGAAGUUAGUACAGAUCCAUGCGCUCAAACAAAACAAAGUAUAUACUCCUGGUGAUAUCCCAAUUGUUCCGCUUAAUUUUGUCAUGAUAUCCCUGGAGGGUCCAUUUAACAGGGAUACAGUGGAAGGAUGUGUGAAGGAGACGUUGCUUUUUUUAUCUCGAUCCAUUUCCGUCAAACAAAAUGUGGAGUUUACAUUCAAAGGAAUUGGGGUCCUCGUGAUCAGAGACGGCAGAGUGAAGAUGAGAUUUUAUAAGGACUUCCUUUGUACAAUGGAUGGAAGUGGGGCGUUGGCGAAAGCCCUAGCAAAUAGGCCUGGCACUGUGGACUCGGUGUUGUCUAGCAGAGAGGCCUUGGGGAAGCGGCCGAACAGCGUGCUUGCAUUUCCAAGGAUUGAGCUCAGGGAGAUGGAGAACAAACCACCUAUGGAAACCAUUGUAGAAGAAGGUAGAAAGAACAGACAAAGGAAGUACAAAUUAAAAGACCAGUCAGACAAAGAAGAAGGCGUCAGAGAGAUCUUAUCACCCAAAAGAAUUCAAGAUAGACAAGCUCUCUCCCCUGGCAAAGUGACAAGUGCCAGCUUGCUGAACAAGUUGGAGCGAAGUGGGAGUGGUGGGAAGAAUAUGAACCCUGAAGGCUUAUCAUCUCCAGAUUGUCUGAAAAAUGAUAAUGAAAUGAAGCCUAAAAUUUCUCCAGCCCCUGCUUGCCAGGAUCAUAAUAAAGCAGGACAGGAAAUGUGUUAUGUGUGUUUGCAACGAGCACAACGAAAUUCCCCACUGUACUGCAGUGAGGAGAGGAGGAGGAGAGAGAUGGAAGAUGAGCAACUCAUACAGCAAUAUCAAAUGUUGAAGGACCAAGAGGCUCUCUUCAAACAGCAGAUGAAAAGUCUGGCUAAUAGAGAACGGAAUCAAAAAAAUGCUGCCUAUAAUCUUGGAGUUGCUGAAGCUAUAAGAAUCCACAAGAAUGAGAAACCUGAAUUUUAUAAAUCCUUCCUAUUUGAUAAACGGCCACUCAGUCCUGAGAUUAAUGCUUUUAAGCAAGAGGAAUAUUCCCAAAGUCUCCUGAAACAAAUGGAUAACAGACGGGAAAAGGAAAUCAAGCAAAGACAAAACAGAGAGUUGAUGGACCGCCUAGAACAAGUGCAACUCACAGAAGAACUUGCUGCACAAAGAGCCAAAUAUAUAAAAGAUAAGAUGGAAGAAACACAGUGUUACAAGAGAGCUUUGGAUGCACAGAUAAAGAACAAACCCCCCCAGCUGCCCAUGUUUGAGCCAGACUCUUUUGAGCCCAUCUUUGGUGAGAAUGAGGGUAAGCUGAUGGUGGAAAAGCGAAAGCGAGAACAGAAUUACAUGAAGCACCAGCUGAAGGCUGCUGCUAGCCACAAGAGGAAAGCCAUCCUGCACCAACUGGUGGACCAAAAGCGGGAUUUGCAGAUGCUUCAGAGGACCCAAAAAGAGCACUUGGCAGACAGAACUGCUGAGCUGGAGAGAGUGAACAGAAUCAACCAAAGCUUACAGGAGGACUGGGAAAGGAGUGCUGCAAUGAAGAGGCAGCGGGACCUGGAGGAGAAGGCUUUCGAGCGGGCCUCAGACAAGCUCUUCCUCCUGGACCAAUGUGAGAAGUAUCGGCGCUGCAAGCAGUGCCAGCGCAGCACCUCCAAUGUGGGCGAGAGCAACCUGUGGCCCCUGAACAAGUACCUGUAUGGCUCCCGCUUGUUUGUAUAAAACCCAAAGUUUGGACCUGUGUUUCCUGGGGAAGGUUUUUAUUUUUCAAAUGUUUAGGGGAGACGGUGAAAUUACAUAUUUGUACUUUAGAGGAAAAAAAUUAUUGUGUGAUUUUGGUGCUUUCAGGAAUAGAU